This is a messenger RNA of Erpetoichthys calabaricus (reedfish), 2252 nucleotides long. Its product is annotated as transient receptor potential cation channel subfamily V member 6-like. Gene Ontology annotation, biological process: calcium ion import across plasma membrane. Lineage: Eukaryota; Metazoa; Chordata; Cladistia; Polypteriformes; Polypteridae. The transcript is spliced from 16 exons. Gene Ontology annotation, cellular component: membrane. Gene Ontology annotation, molecular function: protein binding; calcium channel activity. Bases 237 to 2204 code for a protein of 655 amino acids. The record is from RefSeq and is a predicted model, not a curated record.
GACAAGUGCGGUAAGAAUGCAUAAAUCGUUGCCGUAUCGCAUCACUAUGCUGCACUAUCCUACGGCACUGACUUCAUAUGCUUUCAUUCUUUCAUUCACUUUGACGACGCUGGACCCCGUCAUCCAGGCAUAUUUUAUCCAAAGUAACCCGCGCAAAAUCAGAUAAGCGGUAACAUUCACCGGGAUCCCGAAUUCAAAACGGACCACAAUUAUACGUCCGUACAGACACGGUCAUAAUGCAGCCGAAUAAUUCUGAACAGUCUAGCCAAAUUGCUAAAAAUACAUCAACACCAUUUGUUUUACGAGCUAAAGGGCUGAUUGUUAACUGGUGGAAAGACCUGGUGUUCAGGUACCUGCAUAAGAAAGACUGGAAGCAAGUGGUAGACGAGGCUCAUCUACAACAGAUUCAGAGGACCACUGAGAAUUUAUUGCUACUUGCGGCCAAGAAAAAUGAUGUGGCAACUAUAAAGAAAAUGAGUAAACAAUCUGAUACAGACUUCUUUGAAAGAGGUGCGCUUGGUGAAACUGCCCUACAUGUUGCUACUCUUUAUGACAAUCUAGAGGCUGCUGUGGCUCUUUUGGAUGCAGCUCCUGAUCUAGUUAAUCAAGUAAUAACAUCUGAUCUCUAUGCAGGUAAGACAGCACUACAUAUUGCAGCAGCAAAUCAGAAUCUGAAUCUGGUCAAAGAACUGAUUAGAAGAGGAGCUGAUGUGAUUAAGCCUCGUGUAACAGGAUCAUAUUUUUCAAAGAAUCGAAAAAAUCUUAUUUUUUAUGGAGAACAUAUUUUGUCAUAUGCUGCCAGCACUGGAAAUGAAAUUAUUGUUAAGUUAUUGCUUGACAAUGGGGCAGAUAUCCGGGCCCAAGACAGUUGGGGUAACACAGUCUUGCACAUUCUUGUCCUUCAGCCAAAUGCAGUGAAGUCCUGUCAUAUGUUUGAUCUUAUUUUGGCUGCAGACAAAAAUAUCAAUGGGCAAAUUCCUCUUGAUCGCAUCAAAAACAAGAAAGGGCUGACACCAUUUAGACUUGCGACAGCUGUAGGUAAUCUGAAGAUGUUUCAGCAUAUCGUGAACAAGCGCUAUCUUGUCCAUGGACAUUGUGGUACCAAAUCUUACCUUUAUGACAUUUCUGAAAUUGACUCAUUUGAAAAUGAGAGUUCAAUCCUGGAGCUUAUUGUGUCCAGCCAGGAAAGAAAGGCUUUUAGAAUUCUGGAAAUGACACCAGUGAAGCAGCUGAUCUACCUUAAGUGGAACAAAUAUGGCAGAUACUACUUCUGUAUCCUGAUGCUCUUUUAUCUGCUAUAUAUUACCCUUUUCACUCUCUGCUGUGUAUUCCGGCCUCUGAAACACUACAAUUCAACCAACCACCAGGAUGUCACUAUUUAUGUUAAAAAAACUCUAAAGGAAAGUUAUAUCACCCAUAAUGACUACCUCAGGCUUGGAGGAGAGGUCAUUAGUGUAUUUGGUGCUAUUGUUAUCCUGCUGCUAGAGGUUCCAAGUAUUUUGAAAGUUGGAGUUACUCGGUAUUUUGGGUACAAUGUCCUGGGUGGUCCUUUUCAUGCAACCAUCAUUAGCUAUGCGGUUUUGGUGUUAGUAUUGCUUAUACUGCGGCUGACAAGUUCCAAAGGGGAGACAGAAGUCAUGGCACUUGCACUUGUCCUGUGUUGGGGUAACAACCUUUACUUUGCACGUGGGUUUGAGAUAUUAGGACCAUCUGUCAUUGUGCUUCAAAAGGUCAUUUUCAGUGAUCUCCUGAAGUUCCUCUGGCUAUUAGUAUUUACCCUGAUUGGUUUCAGCACAGCACUUUGGAUGGCUUAUAUGACUCAGAAUCCUUCGGCAGAUGUCUACUUUGCUGAUUUUGCUACAGUAUUCUUGUUUGAGUAUAAAAUGUCCUUGGGAUUACUGAACAUACCUAUCAAUACUACAGUGUGGACACCAAGCAUUGUAAAAGUUCUUCAUACAGCCUUAACUGUUUUUGCCCUCCUUCUUCUCAUGAGUCUACUCAGUGCCAUGCAACGAAAUACAUUCGCAAGGGUGAGAAAGGAGAAGGAUGACUUGUGGAGAGCACAGAUCGUGGCUACAACCAUUAUGCUGGAACGAAGACUUCCUCGAUGCAUGUGGCCCAGGCUGGGGAUAUGGGGACAGGACUAUGGGCUUGGAAACAAGUGGUUUCUCAGGAUAGAGGAAAAGCAAGAAAAUACUGCAUAAGCCCAAAGACGCUGAAUGUAAGGCUUUACAAUACACAAUGCCCGUUUG